CCUGGUUACUUUGUUUCCUCUUCCUGUUUCUGUCAGCUGGGUUUGCUACAACAAAAACUGCCAAAAGGAGACCCGUGUUGUUCUCAUUGAGUUAAGGGAACAAGUCCCCAAAUACGGAAGGAAGAAGCACAGAGAGCUUGAUGGUCAGGAUUGCAGUGACCCAGAAUGGAGGAUUUCAGGAGGUCAUACCUGCGUCUGUGUAAGGAGGGAGGUCUGGAGCCUCAGGAGAGUGUUGUGGCUCAGCUCCAGGACAGCAGUGCUGCUCAGGGCUCCAGACUGGACCUCAGUGGACAGAGUCUGUCUGCAGAUACCUGCUCUGUGCUGGCCAGGGCCUUCCAGAAAGAAACUAUGUUCACAGAGGUGUCUCUCAGUGACUGCAUGCUCAGCGAGGAAGGGGCCAAGAUACUCCUGACUGGAAUGUUUGGCAACACAACAGUAAAAGUCCUCAGUCUAAAGGGCAAUAACCUGAGGUCGACAGGAGCUGAGAUGCUGGGAAAGCUGUUGGCACGUAACAAGACUCUGCGUCGCCUGGUGUUGGAGUGGAAUGCACUGGGGGUGUGGGAUGAAGCUUUCUCGCUCUUCUGUGAUGGUUUGGCCUCCAACACCUCGAUGAAACAGCUGGACCUGCGCAACAACCAGAUCAACCACCACGGAGCGUCUGAGCUCGCUCUGGCACUCAAACGCAACAACACCCUGGAAGUGCUAGAUCUAAGGUGGAACAACAUUGGUCUGCUGGGUGGCAGGUCCCUGCUAGAGGCUCUUCAGAAAAACAAGAGCAUAGUGCAGCUGGAGAUGGCAGGGAACAACAUACCCAGUGAUACACUCAGAGCACUUGAGCAGACUAUAGGACACAACUCAGACACACAGUCCAACCUGAGAGAGAGCCACAGCAGGACCCAGGUCCUCAGCAAAGAGAUUCAAGCCCUGAAGGAGGAGAAGGGCCGACAGUUCCUAAACAUGAUGGACACCAUAGACAGGCAGAGGGAGGAGAUGGGACGCUCCAGCAGGUCAACUUUCCUUCAGAUCGGUCAACUCCAGGAAGCUCUGAAUGAGAGAAAAUCAACCGUCAACUCCCUUACUGCAAAGCUGCAGAUGACAGAAGCCGCCCUCGCCCUCUCUGAGCAGAAAAACCAGAAUAUGGGAGAACUACUGUCUCGAGUGAAGGCUGAGAAAGAAGAACAGAGAGAACGACAGAGCAGAGAGAGGAAGAAAGAGCAAGAGGACGGAGCACUCAGAGAGGGAAAGCUCCUCAGAGAGGUCCAGAACCUGACGGAAACCAAUGGCCAGUUUAGAACAAAAGUGGAGGAGAUGGAGCGCAGGUGUAAGUCUCAGCAGCAGCAGAUCUUCGAGUUGAAGCAGGAGCUGACCAACUGCACAGCUGAAUUCAAGCUCCGACUAACACAGGCAGAAGACCGUCUGGAGAUAGAGAAGCGUAGGUCCAAGCAAGCUCUGGAGGACAUGGACAGUCUCCGGCAGAAAGAGGUGGAUCAUGUUAAUCGGCAUCUCGAGGAGAGCGAGAGAGUCCUGCAAGACCGCAUCUUCAAACUGGAGGGACAGCGGAUACAACUGGAGGAGGAGCUGAGUAAAGCUAAAGCAGCAUGUGUGACAGAGAGGGCCCAGGCCGAGGAGGAGCUGGGAAGAGUGCGAGCUCAAGUGCGCCUGGAGGAGCAGGAGCAUGUGUCCACCUUGGAGGAGAAGCUCCGCUCGGUGCGUUCCUCCAUGCAGGAGGUCCAGCUGCACUGCUCCCAGCAGAAACAGACCAUCUCGGAGCUGCAGGCCAAACACAGCCAGCAGAGCAUCGAGAUGGACGGUCUGCGGCGCAGGAUUGAGGAGCUCCAGCAGGAGCUGUCGGGGAAAGACCAGGAGAAGGUGGCCGAGGUGAGCCGGGUGAGGGUGGAGUUGCAGGAGCAGAUCGGACAUUUACAGGCGGAGAGGACAGCGCAGGGAGGACUGAAAGAGAAGAUCAAUGCUCUGGAGAGAGAGCUUAAAGUACUGAGCAGUAACCACAGAGAGGCGCUCCUUGACAAAGACAGUGAGAUGUCUUCCGUGCUGGAGAAGCUGCGACUGAAAGAGGCAGAGAUCCAGAGGAUGAGGGAGGAUGAGGCCAACAGAGCCAGCUACCUGCAGAGUGCAAUCCUCACCUACGUUCAGGGCUCCCCUCUGGGACACUACAGCGGCCCCAAGAAAUGACCACGAUACCUCAUCCUCCAGUCAGCAGCACCGUCUGGGCUCCCAGGACUCCUGCACAGGCCAGGAUAAUGUACUGGCAGAACAUGUCAUGAUUUCAUGAACUGGAAGAGUGUAGAACAAACAGAAACACCUGGAGUGUAAGAGCAGUAUAAUGGAGCAGACAAUCAGCGCUCAGCAAUAUGGCCAUGAGCAAUAAUCACACCUAACACCAGGUCACAUCGAGCAGGUCCAGUCAAGAACUGAACGUUUAAAAAUUCUGCUUUUUUAGUUGGAUCUCUGCCCUGACAUGCUGCAUUUUUUUUAUUGCUACAUUGCCUAAACACGGCUUUUGUCCCAACACAGGAACUUAGGUAACAGUAAGAAGUACGGAAUUUUACAAGUAGCUUAAUCAGGUUUCAAGCAACUUUGUACCCGUAAAGAUGUUCGGUCAAAAUAUAUUAAACAUUUACCAGAA
Molecule: messenger RNA, 2644 nt
Organism: Amphiprion ocellaris (clown anemonefish)
Lineage: Eukaryota; Metazoa; Chordata; Actinopteri; Pomacentridae
Gene: lrrc45
Product: leucine rich repeat containing 45
Exons: 18
Coding region: 166-2190 (674 amino acids)
Cellular component (GO): centrosome
Molecular function (GO): protein binding
Source: RefSeq, a predicted model, not a curated record